AUGAGAGCAGAUCAGCUAUGUAUUCAGCCCUUCAAGCAGGCUAGAGUAGAUCCUCCUGCUAGGGGGUUGCAUUUCCAAACGAUAGGAAAAGCUGAUAGCAGAGGAAAUUGCAGCGAGCUCCAACCUAUGAAGAUCAAAAAGUCCCCAGGAACCCCUGAUUUCUUUAUAUCAGUGAUUGAUACAAAAGAAUUUAAUGUCCCUACAUUAGAGCAAACUCUUUCCCUUUUAGAUAAUGUUCAUGUUAAGGGGUAUAAAAUUAAGAACCCCGUUAAGAACAACGAUAAGAGUCAAAAAGUCAGAGGUCUCACAAUUCCUCAACAAAUGAAUUUACUAAAGCGCGGAUAUCGAAACAUUAUCAUUGCAGCAGUUGACUCUGGUAUUAUUAAUAUGACAUCUGUAGCAGAUGUUCCAUUCGGGCAAGAACAUGUAUAUUAUCCUUACAAUUGA
Magnusiomyces paraingens is the source of this 447-nucleotide messenger RNA. RefSeq lists its product as uncharacterized. The record is from RefSeq and is a predicted model, not a curated record. The coding region runs from base 1 to 447 and encodes 148 amino acids. The transcript is spliced from 4 exons. NCBI's taxonomy places the organism in Eukaryota, Fungi, Ascomycota, Dipodascomycetes, Dipodascales, Dipodascaceae.